CUUCCUUUUAUAACUAUUAUAGAUGUGUAUAUAUCAUGACUUCGUUGGCAACAUCUAUUUAUAUAUCCGAACCCAGCAAACCUAUUGAAAAUUAUUACAGUCAUAACAACAUUAAGGGGCAUACAAGAUCAUUAUCAACAAGUUUAUUACCACGACCUUCUGCCAGUAGUCAUGUUUUUCAUCAUCCACCUGUCCCAAAUUUAGUUCAACAACAACAACAACAGCAACAACGACGUCGACCUUCACAUAUUCCCAAACGUAAACCAAGUACAAGUAGUACGAGUAGUGCUAGUACGACAACAACAACGGGCAGUCUGACACCUACUUCAACAACUUUAUUAUCACCCCCUCUUCAUUCAUCAUCUAUAGCGCGUACUCAUUCUUCUCCACUAAAAACGAGAACUCAUCAACAAUAUGUCAAAACAGCAGCUGUCGUUGUUCAUUGCCUUGGAACUCAAUUGCAAGUGGACAACAAUCAAAUGGAUUCAGGAGUGACGAUCUCGCGACAACAACAUGACCAAGUGGAUAAGAGAAAAGGAAAACGAUUUAUAUUUGAUAAAACCCUUUGUGAAAAAGAUUCCCCUCAAGAUAUGAUGAUCGUGUUACAGCCGCUAUUACGCCAGUGUUUGGAGGGAUAUAAUGGUACUGUUCUAUCUUAUGGUCCAGCCAAAUGUGGAAAAUCAUCGAUCAUGGUAAGAUCUUCAUUGACUUCUGGCAUCAUCAUCAGGUCGUUGGAAUCGUUAUUUGAAAUGAUGUAUCAAGCUACGAACAAGGAAUUUUUGAUCCGUGCUUCUCAUUUUGAAAUUUAUCAAGAUGUCUUGUAUGAUUUAUUAUGUCCUUCUAAUGCAAAGAUUGAUAUACAUCAAACCAAAAAGAAAAGUGCAUAUGUUGCUCCUCUUGAAGAAGAAAUCAUUACUUCACCUUCUGAUGCUUUAAGAAUCAUUCAAAAAGGUCAAGCUAAUCUUUAUUUUUCUAAAGACAAACAUCAGUAUCACAAUAGUCAUGUGGUUUUCCAAUUGGCAAUUGAAUCCUAUAGCAUCCCAACUCAUCUCCAACAACACUCACCUGGUCUUUUAUCGCCAUCCUUAUCAUCUUCUCGUCUUUUACGAAAUGUGAACAUAUCUCAAUUGAUGUUUGUGAAUCUAGCGGAUUGCGAAAGACCACCUCAAGUGUCAUCCAAUCAAGGCACCUCUAUUUAUAGACGACAUGCAAAAAAGGAUACGAAUUUGAUCGCCUUUGAAGAUGCUAUCAUGCAACUCACCGGGAAAACGAAAAGUAUGCCAUUCACUGUCACAUCCAUGGACCAAUCUCCUUUGACUCGUUUAUUAGAAUCAUCAUUGGCUGGCCAAACUAAUCUGCUCUCCAUCUGUACUAUUCAUGAUCAAUAUCAUCCAUACGAGUUUCUCAAAUUUGUUCAUCGUCUUGGUAAACUUUCAGUGUCCCCCAAUCCCAAUCAGAUAUCUGAAGGUCAAUCUGUUUUAAUGCGACAUCGUCGAGAUAAGAUCAAAUUGAAAGCUAAACUGAUGCAAUUGAACAUGGAUUUGAAUCAACCUAAUUUAAGCACGGAGGAUUUACAUCAUCGACAGGCAGAAAUGGCAAAAGUUGAAUUGACACAACGAUUAGCACGCAUUCAAGAACAAAUCAUCACAUCAGAUAUCCUAUCAUCAAAAGAAGAAGAGGCAUCAUCAAAUCAUCUUGUCCAAAGUCUGUGUAACGAAAAACGCCUUUUACAAGAUCAUCAAAAGCAGUUGUUGGAUCAACUUUCAUCGGUGGAACAACAAGUGAGAUGGAUGGAACAACAUAAACAUGUCGUAGACAACAUUCAGUUCUUACAAGACGAGUUACGUGUGGCCAAGACCGAAUUGGAAGUUACCAAAUUACUUGUGUCCUAGCAUCUUUAUUCAUACCCUGACUAUUGGUUUCUUUUAUUAGUAUAUAUCAAAUAAUCAGAAUAUCCUUUAUCAAAUAUAUGCAUGUGUGUGUG
This is a messenger RNA of Halteromyces radiatus, 1984 nucleotides long. RefSeq names its product P-loop containing nucleoside triphosphate hydrolase protein. Gene Ontology annotation, cellular component: microtubule. Gene Ontology annotation, biological process: mitotic cell cycle; microtubule-based movement. Gene Ontology annotation, molecular function: microtubule binding; plus-end-directed microtubule motor activity; ATP binding. The record is from RefSeq and is a predicted model, not a curated record. The transcript has 13 exons. Bases 36 to 1892 code for a protein of 618 amino acids. Lineage: Eukaryota; Fungi; Mucoromycota; Mucoromycetes; Mucorales; Cunninghamellaceae.